GGACAGCGUAUUCCUGAAUGAAUCCGGCAUGGCUGGACUAGUGGAUUUUAAGAACGAGGAAGAGGUGAAAGAUUACCUGGAUAAUCUGGGCACGGAAUACUCUUACCAAUGUUUUAAAGAGAAGCAGCCAGACGGCUGCAAUCGGUUAGCCGAAUACUUUGAAAACAUCAAAAAGAACUUUGAGUCUGCAGCUGGGAUAUUGAAGAUCAACUGUGACCAAAAUGAACAUAGCGAGAGUUGCUACAAACUAGGUGCUUAUUAUGUUACUGGGAAAGGUGGGUUACCAGUAGAUCUGAAGGCCGCAUACAGUUGUUUCUUGAAAUCAUGUAACAAAGGUGGGAAAAAAUCCAUCGAUUCUUGCCAUAAUGUUGGAUUAUUAGCUCAUGAUGGACGAGUGAAUGAUGAGAAAGCUGAUGCUGUAACAGCCAGAGAUUAUUAUAACAAAGCCUGCGAUGGCAACUUUGCAGCAAGCUGUUUUAACCUCAGUGCCACAUACUUACAAGGAGCCCCUGGUAUCCCCAAGGAUAUGAACAAGGCUUUGCAUUUUUCUGAGAAAGCCUGCAGUCUGGGGCAUGUAUGGGGAUGUGCAAAUGCUAGCCGUAUGUACAAACUUGGCGACGGAGUGGCAAAAAAUGAUGAAAAGGCAGAGUCCUUAAAGAACAGGGCCAGGGACUUACACAAGAUGCAGCAGGAAAGGACACCACAAAUAUCAUUUGGAGAAUAAUAAUAGCAAUGAUACAGAUUUUAUUUUCAUUCAUUGUUGUUCAUACAUUAAUCCUAAUUUUUUAAAAACAUGCAUUGAAAAAAAUAUUUUAUGAAUAAUCUGCAGUAACUCUGUGCUUUAGCUAUAAUAAUUAGCUGUGUGUUUUUGUGCCCUUUUCUGCAUACACUGUUUUUCUUGUAUAUCAGAAUCCUAACUGUCUUGCAUAGAGUUUAGAGAAUCAUACACUAUCUACAGUAGACACCCACUUGUUUAUGUAUCUGAAAAGUGACCUGUUUAAUCUGCCAAAGUUCCAUUCUACAUGCUGAAAACUGGUUUUAGGACUACGAUUCCCUAGAAGCGAUUAAAAAUCAUAAACUUUCUUGUGAAAUCACUUUCUGUAAGGGGCAGACUUAUUAAAGGGGAACCAAAGUCUAAAAUAGAAUAAUGCUAGCAAUUCUGUGCUUUGUAUACUAAACAUAAACAUGAACUUACUGCACCACAGGCCUAAUAAAACAAAUGAUUUAUGUUUUC
Molecule: messenger RNA, 1234 nt
Organism: Xenopus laevis (African clawed frog)
Lineage: Eukaryota; Metazoa; Chordata; Amphibia; Anura; Pipidae
Gene: coa7.L
Product: cytochrome c oxidase assembly factor 7 L homeolog
Cellular component (GO): mitochondrial intermembrane space
Source: RefSeq, marked provisional